Messenger RNA from Salarias fasciatus (jewelled blenny), 1038 nucleotides. RefSeq names its product trafficking protein particle complex subunit 3 (gene trappc3). NCBI's taxonomy places the organism in Eukaryota, Metazoa, Chordata, Actinopteri, Blenniiformes, Blenniidae. The record is from RefSeq and is a predicted model, not a curated record. Gene Ontology annotation, biological process: Golgi vesicle transport. Bases 155 to 697 code for a protein of 180 amino acids. Gene Ontology annotation, cellular component: TRAPP complex. The transcript has 5 exons.
CACAUCGGAAGCUGCUCUUUGAACGCAGUCUGAUGACGCCGAUGGGAGCUCGUGACAGCACUGGUGGCUACGGAAGCAGCAGAUUAAGCAGAAUCAAAUAAAUAAAGGAUUAUUAUCAAGCUGCUACCUGUGUGAUCCUGAAACACUGUCCACAAUGUCCAGGCAGUCCAACCGAGCGACCGACAGCAAGAAGAUGAACUCUGAGCUGUUCACACUGACGUACGGAGCCCUGGUCACACAGCUCUGUAAGGACUAUGAGAAUGAUGAGGAAGUCAAUAAACAGCUCGACAAGAUGGGUUAUAACAUCGGCGUGCGUCUGAUCGAGGAUUUCUUGGCACGCUCCACCAUCGGCAGGUGUCAGGACUUCAGAGAAACAGCUGAUGUCAUUGCGAAGGUUGCAUUUAAGAUGUACCUGGGAAUCACCCCGAGCGUCACCAACUGGAGCCCCGCGGGGGACGAGUUCUCCCUCAUCCUGGAGAACAACCCGCUGGUAGACUUUGUGGAGUUGCCAGAUAACCACAGCACACUCAUCUACUCCAACCUGCUGUGCGGGGUCCUCAGAGGGGCCCUGGAGAUGGUCCAGAUGGCGGUGGAUGUGAAGUUUGUUCAGGACACACUCCGAGGGGACAAUGUGACAGAAAUCCGCAUGAAGUUCAUUAAGAGGAUCGAAGAAAACCUUCCGGCAGGAGACGAGUGAUUCAAAGAAAAAGACGCCUCGUUGUCCCGCAGAGAGAGGACAAACUUUUACAAGGAACACUUUGACAUUUGAGAAAGCUUAAAGGAUGAAGAAUAUAAAUCUUAACAGCCCCGAGGAUGUUUAUUUUGCAUGUAACCUGCUGUAAAAUGUCAGUGAGUGGGGUGCAGUAUGAACAUCUGAGGCCUGAUUAUUCACCAGAAACAUCUGAAAUGGCUCACAGCUCCGGUUCAAAAAGCAUCUCAUAAUUUUCAAUUACUUUCAGGUCACGCUGCCCUUUGUGUUUUCGCUCAUCCUGUUUGUGGAUGGUAGAAAUUUCUGAAGAGGUGAUCCAAGGAAGACAA